Molecule: messenger RNA, 3947 nt
Organism: Paramormyrops kingsleyae
Lineage: Eukaryota; Metazoa; Chordata; Actinopteri; Osteoglossiformes; Mormyridae
Product: glutamate receptor ionotropic, kainate 1
Biological process (GO): monoatomic ion transport
Cellular component (GO): membrane
Molecular function (GO): signaling receptor activity; ligand-gated monoatomic ion channel activity
Source: RefSeq, a predicted model, not a curated record
UUCUGUGGCUAAUUCAAAUAUUCGUUUUCGAGUAGGCUAUGCCUAUAGGUCUAUUUUAACAUCGAAACAAACAACAGAAAUAAUACUUUUCUUUUUUACAUUUUAAUUUUAUUUAGCAGCCGCCCUUUUCCCAAGCGACGUAGACCAUAGACAUUUUUGUAGGGAAAACCGGGCCGGACAGUCCCUGGAGCAAUUCGGGAUUGGGGGCUUUGCUCAAGGGUCCUGCGGUAAAAUGACUCUGCCGACUGCGGUGAUUUUACCAUUGCAGGCACCGCCUCCUGAGCCACCAUCACAAUAGGCCUAGUGAUAAUAAUAAAAUCAUCGCUGAAAAGUUUGCCAAUGUCACGCUUCUUGCAAUAUAGCACUUUAAAUUGUUUUGAUCCCAAACAAAUCGGUAUAGGUAUUUGUAAGUACUAUUAGUAGCUAGGUUAUUUCAUAAUCUCGUUUACUCGCCAGGCCCGCUUUCGCGUUCAGCACUGGAUUUUUCAACAAGUGUCCAUUCAGCCAAACGCAAAACCUCAACAUCUGACCCAGCUCCGGACUCCGCACGCGCCCCGCCAGGGGUCCGAUCCCGCGCGCCGCUGCGCUCCAGCGUAAUCUACGCCGAACUGAAGGGAUACACGUAUUACCGGGACGGACCCGCAGCACUGAUGGGGUAAAACUGAGGAGAGAGCCGGACUCGUCCGGACCUCGCCGACGGCAGCGACGACAGAGACGACAGAAGGACAUCUAAAGCGACAGAAUGCGACAGGUUCGGGUCGGAUGCGAAUGUCUGUGCGCUUACAGAAAGGAGCGUCGGGAGAUUAACAAGAGGAAUUAAGAGAAACCGAUGUCAACGUUAAAUCUCUUUCCCCGACGUGGACCAUGGAGAAAAGAAUGGGGUUUUUACUUCCGUUGCUUUACUUUAUGGCAGAGUUUUAUCUGAGUUCGCAGCAAGUCCUUAGAAUCGGGGGGAUUUUUGAGACCCUGGAGAAUGAGCCAAUAAGUGUAGAAGAACUAGCCUUCAAAUUUGCCGUCACCAACAUAAACCGGAACCGAACUCUGAUGCCAAACAGCACGCUGACAUACGACAUCCAAAGGAUAAAUCUGUUUGACAGUUUUGAAGCUUCCAGGAGGGCCUGUGACCAGCUCGCCUUGGGUGUCGCCGCAAUAUUUGGCCCCUCCUACAGCUCCUCAGUCAGCGCGGUCCAGUCUAUUUGCAAUGCCCUUGAGGUGCCCCACAUCCAGACCCGGUGGAAACAUCCUUCUGUAGAUAACCAGGACACCUUCUACAUCAACCUGUACCCCGAGUACACCUCCAUCAGCCGCGCCAUCCUGGACAUCGUGCAGUUCUACAAGUGGAAGACCGUCACUGUGGUAUACGAGGACAGCACAGGAUUAAUACGUCUUCAGGAGCUGAUCAAAGCCCCAUCCAGAUACAACAUUAAAGUCAAAAUCCGGCAGCUGCCAGCGGGGAACAGGGAUGCACGACCUCUGCUGAAAGAGAUGAAGAAAGGGAAAGAGCUUUAUGUCAUCUUUGACUGCACACACCAGACCGCUGCCGACAUCCUGAAGCAGAUCCUGUCCAUGGGAAUGAUGACUGAAUACUAUCAUUUCUUCUUCACCACACUCGACCUGUUUGCCCUGGACCUCCAGUCUUAUCAGUACAGCGGUGUCAACAUGACCGGCUUCCGCCUCAUCAACAUGGACAGCCCCCGCGUGGCUUCCGUGGUGGAGAAGUGGUCCAUGGAGAGGCUGCAGGCUCCUCCCAAACCCGAAAGCGGACUCCUGGAUGGCAUGAUGACGACCAAGGCAGCCCUGAUGUAUGAUGCAGUGAGCAUGGUUGCUGUAGCUGUCCAGCGAUCCACACAGAUGACCGUUAGCUCGCUGCAGUGCCACAGACACAAGCCCUGGCGCUUUGGACCGCGGUUCAUGAACAUGUUCAAAGAGGCUCAGCUGGACGGAUUGACUGGACGUAUAAUUAUAAACAAAACCGACGGCUUAAGGAAGGAGUUUGAUCUGGAUGUUAUCAGUCUGAAGGAGGAUGGUGUGGUAAAGAUUGGAGUAUGGAAUUCCGUCAGCGGCCUUAACUUAACGGACAGUGACAAAGACAAACCUACAAACGUCACAGAUUCGAUGGCAAACAGGACCCUGGUUGUCACUACUAUUCUGGAAAAUCCAUACGUCAUGUACAAAAAGUCGGACAAGCCUCUGUAUGGCAAUGACCGCUUUGAGGGCUACUGUCUGGACCUACUGAAGGAGCUCUCCAACAUCCUUGGCUUCUCCUACGAGGUGAAGCUGGUUUCAGACGGGAAGUACGGAGCCCAGAAUGACAAGGGGGAAUGGAACGGCAUGGUCAGGGAACUUAUAGACCACGUGGCUGACCUGGCAGUGGCCCCCCUGACCAUCACCUACGUGAGGGAGAAAGUCAUCGACUUUUCUAAACCCUUCAUGACUCUUGGCAUCAGCAUCCUGUACCACAAGCCCAACGGCACAAACCCGGGGGUCUUCUCAUUCUUGAAUCCCCUGUCGCCUGACAUUUGGAUGUACGUCUUAUUGGCCUGCCUGGGCGUCAGCUGCGUUCUGUUCGUCAUCGCCAGGUUUACACCUUAUGAAUGGUACAACCCGCACCCCUGUAAUCCAGAUUCGGAUGUGGUGGAGAACAGCUUCACUUUAUUGAACAGUUUCUGGUUUGGAAUUGGAGCACUCAUGCAACAAGGAUCUGAGGUGAUGCCCAAGGCUCUGUCAACGAGAAUCAUCGGAGGGAUCUGGUGGUUCUUCACGCUCAUCAUAAUAUCAUCUUACACUGCCAACCUGGCUGCCUUCCUGACGGUCGAAAGGAUGGAUGCGCCCAUUGACUCAGCAGACGACUUGGCAAAGCAAACAAAAAUCGAGUAUGGGGCAGUAAGAGAUGGAUCUACCAUGACAUUCUUUAAGAAAUCCAAAAUAUCCACAUAUGAGAAGAUGUGGGCGUUCAUGAGUAGCAGGAAGAACACCGCAUUGGUCAAAAACAAUGGCGAGGGGAUACAGAGAGUCCUCACUACAGACUACGCUCUCCUCAUGGAGUCCACCAGCAUUGAGUACAUUAGUCAGAGGAACUGCAACCUCACCCAGAUCGGGGGCCUGAUUGACUCGAAAGGCUAUGGAGUGGGCACUCCCAUUGGUUCCCCCUACAGAGACAAGGUGACCAUCGCCAUCCUCCAGCUCCAGGAAGAAGGAAAGCUGCACAUGAUGAAGGAAAAGUGGUGGAGGGGCAACGGCUGCCCGGAGGAAGACAGCAAGGAGGCCAGCGCUCUGGGCGUGCAGAACAUCGGGGGCAUCUUCAUCGUGCUGGCCGCCGGCCUGCUGCUCUCUGUGUUUGUGGCAAUCGGGGAGUUUAUCUAUAAAUCGAGAAAACACUCACGCAUGAGCCAGUGUGCCUCCUUCAACACUCUUAUGGAGGACCUGGGAAUCUCCUUCAAGUGUCUCAAGACUGCCAAGAAGAACCCAAGGACCAAGGGACGGUCGGGGCUGGUCAACUUUUUGCCAUGCCACCCCAAACGCAUCCUGAGGAAAGAAACCAUGGCGUAGAGCUGUCCUCUUUGAUUAGCUGUCUGUGAAAUCCCACCCACUACACCUUCACAGAAGUUGCAGAUAUACCACCAUUAUGGUGCUAUGCGGCAGUUAGUUUGCUGUAUGCAAAACAACAACAGCAACAAUAAUUAUUAUUGUGAUUCAGAACCCCAUCUGGAGGCCAUAUAUCCACCUUGUUUCUGGAUACACUCAAGAACUGCCGCUAAAUUUAAUUUCAAGUGAAGUCAAGUGGACUUUUACAUUGUUGUUUAGUUUUCUUUUUUAACUGCUAUUUUCAAUUGCACAGGCACAAAGACAUUGCAUUUUCAAAGGUUAAUUUUAUGUGAUGCAUAUUUUCAAUGUGAUUGACGUUAAAAAAAAGAGAUAAAAUAUUCUUAUGCUCCUCAGUUUCUCUG